UCUAUUUGUAUUACCACAAAAAAAUAAAGAAAAAUGAAAAUGAAUCAUCAGAAUAAUCAACGACUACCAAAAUAAUCAUUAGUGACAGCCCUGAGUGAAAUACAAAUCAAUUCCUGAAAUGCUGAGAGCUCUUUUCAAAAUGAGGCAGCAAAGGUUCAAUCAAACACUACAUCAGACAUCAGGGCUGAGCAUGUUAUAAAUGUGGACUCACUGAGUGUCUGCUGAAGUUUAGGUCUCUAUAUCUUCACUCGCGCGACGCUUUUUACUGCGCUGUGACGUCACACAGGCGGCUCGCGGAAAUGGCCGAGCAUCCACGGAAAAACACGAGCUGUUCUCCAUUAACUUUAACCGAUUAAAACAUCGAUUGAGAUUCUGCACGAUGUCACUGCUAGUCGUUAUACACACAAAUCCCAUCUGAAUUCAUUGUAUGUGUGGAUUAUUUGGUUUUAUUUUAAAAAAUAUUCUAAGAAGCACACACAACACAAAAUUUACCCGUUUGUUUCUGCACUGUUACACAUUUUCCUGUGUUAACGUUAUGACGGCCGAUGAAUCUCUUACAUCCUGACUUUAAAUAAAUAAGCAUAUGUUUAGUACGUUUAAACUGCAAGAUUGUUACCUUGUUAGAAAACAAACUCUGGUUUUUAAAAAAUGCGCUCGUGACUCGCGCUCUGUUGAGUUCCAUUUUGGAACGUUCGUGCAUCGCGAUGACGUCACUCGGCUGUCCCUUGUAAGCGCGCGCUCGCAGACUGCCUUCACACAGUUAACUUGUGUUUAAGCUGAGCGUUUGUCAAGAGUUUGCAGAUAGAAAAUCUACAUACGAAAGACAGAAACACACAGUGUACAGACAGACUAAAGUCUACACAGAGUUUGUCCUCUCUCAGUCUCAGUCUCAGCAUCGCGAUGUGCUCAGCAUCUGAGUCCGUGUGUAAUGAGACAGAAGCGGCUGCGUGGCUGGAGAACAUCAGCUUCUGCAGCGGCUUCUGUCUCUGGAUCGACCAAGAGCUGAGUAUCGAUUCACUGCCAGCUGACUCACAGCAGAGGGCUUCAGCAGCAGAAGCAGAAGCAGAAGCAGUGAGUGCACAGCCUUCUGCUGAGAAAAGCCCAACAGAAAUUCCUACACGAGGCAACAGGAGGAGCAGAAUCCAUGCGUUCUUCAAGAGAGCGUGGAAGGCUGUAAAGAAGCCGUUCCUCCACUGCAGACGGACAAGAGAGGAGUCUGGUGCUCCACAGCGGUCUGUCCCGGGUCCCUCUGAGCUCCAGAACGUGCCUGACACCGAUCCAGCGUCUGUCCCAGAUCUCGCCGACUGGAGGCCAGCUACCAAAUCUUUGUACCAGUUAUACACAAUGCAAGAUUUGAUAGGAACGGGAAGCUACGGCAAGGUGUUCAAGGCAAUCCGAAAAUCUGACAGCCAAGAGGUUGCCAUCAAAAGAAUGAAGAAACGGAACAACCGCUGUUCUCUUCAAAUUCCUGGUUGCUCCAGGCCUCUGGCUACAGAAGUGGGGCUGAUGCUGAUGUUGAGACGUCCUCCAGUGUGCCCCUACAUCAUAGAAAUGUACGAGUGGUUCGAUCAGCCGCUGAUCUUCUCGCCGUUCUGGAGUUCCCUCAACCGUGCGUGUCCUUGCGAGAGUUCAUCAAUGAUUCGUCAGGACUGA
This is a messenger RNA of Onychostoma macrolepis, 1653 nucleotides long. RefSeq lists its product as uncharacterized. The transcript has 5 exons. Gene Ontology annotation, molecular function: ATP binding; protein serine/threonine kinase activity. Lineage: Eukaryota; Metazoa; Chordata; Actinopteri; Cypriniformes; Cyprinidae. Gene Ontology annotation, biological process: regulation of mitotic cell cycle; negative regulation of apoptotic process; protein autophosphorylation. The coding region runs from base 901 to 1653 and encodes 250 amino acids. The record is from RefSeq and is a predicted model, not a curated record. Gene Ontology annotation, cellular component: cytoplasm.